Molecule: messenger RNA, 633 nt
Organism: Debaryomyces fabryi
Lineage: Eukaryota; Fungi; Ascomycota; Pichiomycetes; Serinales; Debaryomycetaceae
Product: 5-formyltetrahydrofolate cyclo-ligase
Exons: 1
Coding region: 1-633 (210 amino acids)
Biological process (GO): folic acid-containing compound biosynthetic process; tetrahydrofolate interconversion
Cellular component (GO): mitochondrion
Molecular function (GO): 5-formyltetrahydrofolate cyclo-ligase activity
Source: RefSeq, a predicted model, not a curated record
AUGUCUAAAGAAACACUUGUUAAGAAUGCCAAAAAACAACUCCGUACAGCACUAAAAAAGAAAUUAGGUGAAUUAACUGCCGAUUCGAUUAAUCUGCAGUCAAUUGGUAUUUCAAAUUCAUUAUUUCAAGUUCCACAAUUCAAAGAUGCUAAAAAGAUAGCGGUUUACAUGAAUAUGCCCAACCUGGAAGCCCAAACUAUGGAUAUUAUAAGGUAUUGCUUUGAUAUGAAAAAAUCUUUAUAUUUACCAAAAUGUAAUGUUGAGCCAUUAGACGGAAGAAAACGUAAUUACUUGUCCAUGCUUGAAAUUUCAAGUUUUGAAAAUGUCUUACAAUUAGAACCACAAGGUAAAUAUAAUUUGCUUGAGCCAACUCGUGGAAAGGACAUAAUGGAAACUGGUGAUCUUGAUGUGAUUAUAGUUCCAGCAGUAGCGUUUACAAAACUGAAAAAAAGACUUGGGCAUGGAGCUGGUUUUUACGACGAGUUUUUGAAUGUAUAUCGCAAGAAGUUUAACAAAUGUCCUUAUUUAAUAGGAAUCGGAUUAGAAGAGCAACUAGUCGAUGAGAUACCAAAAGAGGAACAUGACUGGAACAUGAAUUGUUUAGUAAUAGGUAAUGUUGGAGUUAUUCAUUGA